AAAUAAAGAGAACUAUAUUAUAUCCAGUAAGUACCAAAUUUCCAUAAGCGUGAAAUCUAUUUUCUGGCUUCUUCAAAAGACACACAGUUCCAGCGCCACAUGAGGGAUCAUGAGCAAAAUGACAAGCCUCAUCGAUGUGACCAGUGUCCAAUGUCGUUUAAUGUUGAGUUCAACCUUAGACUGCAUAAAUGUACCCACAAUGGAGAAGAUCCUACUUGUCCUGUAUGCAACAAAAAAUUCUCCAGAGUGGCUAGUCUUAAAGCUCAUAUUAUGCUUCAUGAAAAGGAAGAGAAUCUCAUCUGUUCAGAGUGUGGAGAUGAGUUUACUUUGCAGAGCCAAUUGGCCCAACACAUGGAAGAACAUCGCCAAGAGUUGUCUGGAGGCAAAACCCAUGUCUGUAAAACUUGUAAGAAAGAGGUUGAAACUUCUUCCCAACUAAAGGAGCAUAUGAAAACUCAUUACAAAAUAAGGGUAUCAAAUACCAGGUCAUACAACAGAAAUAUUGACAGAAGUGGGUUUACAUAUUCAUGUCCGCACUGUGGAAAGACCUUCCAGAAACCAAGUCAGUUAACAAGACAUGUUCGGAUACACACAGGUGAAAGGCCAUUUAAAUGUAGUGAAUGUGGAAAAGCAUUUAAUCAGAAGGGGGCUUUACAAACGCAUAUGAUUAAACACACUGGUGAAAAACCCCAUGCUUGUGCCUUUUGUCCUGCAGCCUUUUCUCAGAAAGGCAAUCUUCAGUCACAUGUUCAGAGAGUACACUCGGAGGUAAAGAACGGCCCUACAUAUAACUGUACAGAAUGUAGUUGUAUCUUCAAAAGUUUAGGCAGCUUAAAUACUCAUAUCAGCAAGAUGCAUAUGAGUAGUACACAAAACACAACCGGUUCUACUACGGAAACAUCUCACAUUACAACGGAUUCUGUGGCUCAGCCUCUGACAUUAGCAACAGUUAAUUUGUUGCAACCUGCUGAUAAUAAAUGGAAGAACACAGAAACUUCAGUUUCAGGACAUCAAGGUCAACAGUCUGUAACUGAUGUCAUUCAGCAGCUCCUUGAGUUGUCGGAGCCAGUGGAAAAUAAUCAGUCCCAGCAACCUGCUCAGCAACUCAGUAUGGCUGUAGGAAUCAACAGAGACAUUUUGCAGCAAGCCUUGGAAAAUAGUGGGCUGUCUUCAAUCCCAGUUUCAGCAAAUACGGACUGUAGUGAAAGUAAGAUUCCUCCAAGUCAGGAUGAAAAUGCAGAUGUUCAGAAUCUCUCCAGUCAUCCAGUCGACUCCAGCAAUACUGAACAAGUUAAAGGGCAAGAAAAUCCAGAUAAACUUGAAAAAAAGGAGAAAAGGGUUCUGAAGAAGAAGUCUCCAUUUUUACCUGGUUCCAUACGUGAGGAGAAUGGAAUACGAUGGCAUAUUUGUCCAUACUGCGCAAAAGAAUUUAAAAAACCAAGUGAUCUAGUGCGACACAUUCGCAUUCACACUCAUGAAAAGCCAUUCAAAUGUCCGCAGUGUUUCCGGGCCUUUGCUGUGAAGAGUACUCUCACAGCACACAUAAAAACACACACCGGCAUUAAGGCUUUUAAAUGUCAGUACUGUAUGAAGUGCUUUUCUACCUCAGGAAGUUUAAAAGUGCAUAUUCGUUUGCAUACAGGGAUUAGACCUUUUGCUUGCCCACAUUGUGAUAAAAAGUUCCGAACUUCAGGUCACAGAAAGACGCACAUUGCCUCUCACUUUAAACACACUGAACUAAGAAAAAUGCGGCAUCAGCGUAAACCUGCAAAAAUUCGAAUAGGGAAGACCAGUGUUCCAGUACCUGAUAUUCCUUUGCAAGAACCUAUCCUCAUUACAGAUUUAGGACUUAUCCAGCCAAUCCCAAGGAAUAGCCAGUUCUUCCAAAAUUAUUUCAAUAAUAAUUUUGGCAAUGAAGCAGACAGGCCAUACAAGUGUUAUUACUGUCAUAGAGCGUAUAAAAAGUCCUGCCAUCUUAAACAACAUAUCCGAUCACAUACUGGUGAGAAACCAUUCAAAUGUUCUCAGUGUGGCCGAGGUUUUGUGUCUGCUGGAGUGCUGAAAGCACAUAUACGAACCCACACAGGAUUAAAAGCUUUCAAGUGUCUUAUAUGCAACGGGGCUUUCACAACUGGAGGGAGUCUACGGAGGCACAUGGGCAUCCAUAAUGACCUUCGACCGUAUAUGUGCCCAUAUUGUCAAAAAACAUUCAAAACCUCACUAAACUGCAAAAAGCACAUGAAAACUCAUAGGUAUGAGCUUGCACAGCAGUUGCAGCAGCAGCAGCAAGCUGCUUCAGUUGAUGAUACAACAGUAGAUCAACAGAGCAUUCAUGUUUCUACUCAGAUGCAAGUGGAGAUUGAAAGUGAAGAGCUGCAGCAAACCGAAGCAGUCACAACAGAUCAAGAAGCGAUUUUGGACUUAGACCAGCAGCAGGUUGUUGACACAGAGGAAACGGGUCUGAGACCACAAUUGACUGAUCAGCCAUUAAGUCAAGAUGAAGAUAGAUUUGUGACAUCCCAGCAUGCUUUGCAAGAGAACAUAAAUCAAUUUGAACAGCAAACUAUAGUGCAGCAGUCAUUUGAUCAGCAAGGAUUAUCACAAGGUUUUACAGUUAAUGAUGGUUAUAGUCAGCCAAAUCAGUUUCCAGCAGUACAGCAGCUUCAGGAUUCAAGCACUCUUGAGUCCCAGGCUCUUUCAACAAGUUACCAUCAACCAAAUCUCCUUCAAGUUCCCGCACCAGAUGCUAUUAAUGUGACUACCCGACUAAUUCAAGAUCAGUCACAAGAACUUGAGCUGCAUAGUCAACGCUCCCAGUUUCUGGAAGAUAAUGAAGAUCAAAGCAAGCGUUCUUACAGGUGUGAGUAUUGCAACAAGGGCUUUAAAAAAUCCAGCCACUUGAAGCAGCAUGUACGUUCACACACUGGGGAGAAGCCUUAUAAAUGCCAUUUGUGUGGCCGAGGAUUCGUUUCUUCUGGAGUUCUUAAAUCUCAUGAGAAGACACAUACAGGAGUUAAAGCAUUUAGUUGCAGCAUUUGCAAUACAUCCUUCACUACUAAUGGAAGCCUUACUAGACAUAUGGCAACUCACAUGAGCAUGAAACCAUAUAAGUGCCCAUUUUGUGAUGAAAGUUUCAGAACCACAGUUCAUUGCAAAAAACAUAUGAAAAAGCAUCAAACAGUGUCUUCAACAGCAGCAUCAGGUGGAGACGUAGGAGGAGGUGGAGAAGAAGAUGAUGAGACCUCUGAAAGGACAAGUUCUAGAAAAUCCCGACCUGGUGUCAUCACUUUCACGGAGGAGGAAACUGCUGAACUUGCAAAAAUCAGGCCCCAGGAAAGUGCAACUGUCUCUGAAAAAGUUCUCGUCCAGUCUGCUGCAGAAAAAGACAGAAUUAGUGAAAUCAAAGACAAGCAAGCGGAAAUGGAGGCUGAGCCAAAAUUUGCCAACUGUUGUACUUACUGUCCAAAAAGCUUUAAAAAACCUAGUGACUUAGUAAGGCAUGUGCGUAUCCAUACAGGAGAAAAACCUUAUAAAUGUGAUGAAUGUGGAAAGAGUUUUACUGUAAAGUCUACUCUUGAUUGUCAUGUAAAAACACACACGGGUCAGAAACUCUUCAGUUGCCAUGUAUGCAGCAAUUCGUUUUCCACAAAAGGUAGUCUGAAAGUCCACAUGCGCCUACAUACUGGAGCAAAGCCCUUUAAAUGUCCUCACUGUGAGUUAAGGUUUCGAACCUCUGGGCGCAGAAAAACCCACAUACAGUGUCACUUUAAACCAGAGACCAAGAAGGUCAGAAAGCCUGUGUCUCGUACACCAGCUGAGGGACUACAGCCAGUAAAUCUCCUAAAUUCAUCCUCAAGUGAUCCCAACGUUUUCAUCAUGAAUAACUCUGUUCUGACGGGGCAGUUUGACCAAAAUUUGCUUCAGCAAGGUCUUGUUGGGCAAGCUAUACUUCCUGCUUCUAUGUCAGCUGGAGGUGAUUUAACUGUAUCCUUGACAGAUGGUAGUUUGGCAACCCUUGAAGGAAUACAGUUACAGCUUGCUGCUAACUUGGUUGGACCAAAUGUUCAAAUUUCUGGAAUAGAUCCUACUGGCAUCAACAACAUUACAUUGCAGAUUGAUCCCAGUCUUUUACAGCAAACACUACAACAGGGUAAUGUACUUACCCAGCAGCUAACUGGGGAUCCCAAUUUGGCUUCUCAAAACAACUCUCUCCAGACAGCAGACAGUUCAGUGCCAGCAAAUGUGGUAAUACAACCUUUGUCAAGCUUAUCCUUACAGCCCAAUGUCACCUCUGCAGCAAAUAUGACAAUAGGACCUUUGUCUGAGCAAGAAUCUGUAUUGACCACUAGUACUACUGGUUCACAGGAUCUUUCUCAGGUCAUGACUUCACAGGGUAUGGUAUCAACCUCAAAUGGUCAACAUGAGAUUACACUGACAAUAAAUAAUUCAAGUCUGAGUCAUGUUUUAGCACAUGCCUCUAGUUCAACUACUACAAAUUCAUCAGGAACCCCUCAAGAAAUCACCCUUACCAUAUCUGGCCAAGAUCUUAUUCAGCACAAUUCCACUGGAGGUAAUGAACUGAAUGGGAACCUACGACUGGCAACACCAAGUAUUAGCAAUCAGUCAACAGGUACUACGUUAACUAUAAGUAAUGAUCAACUGCUAUCUCAGAGCCCAGCACUGAACAGUACUUCAGAGCUUAAUGCAUCAAGUGGGAAUCUUCCUUCAACUCCACCCAUGUCUCAGCCAGCUCAGAAUUUAGUAAUGUCAUCACCAGGAGUAGGAGGAGAUGGCAGUGUCACAUUAACUUUGGCUGAUACUCAAAGUAUGUUAUCUGCUGGCCUUGAUGCAGUCACGCUUAACAUCACAUCACAGGGACAGCAGUUCCCUGCUUUACUCACAGAUUCUAGUCUCUCUGGACAGAGCAGUUCAAGCUCACAACAGGUUAUACUAGUGAGUCAUACUCCGCAUUCAAUUCCUGCAAACCAUGAUGAAUUAGCAUAUCAGGUGAGUGAGGUUUCCCCAACUCUGUCUAAAGGCAUUCAAGCUGAAAAAGAACCCCGUGUCCACCAGUGUUUUGAAUGUAGUCAAACAUUUUCAUCAGCUGCCAUGCUAAUGCAGCAUAGCAAAGAAGUUCAUGGAAAGGAAAGAAUCCAUGUUUGUCAUAUUUGCAAUAAAGCUUUCAAACGAGCAACGCACCUUAAGGAGCAUAUGCAAACACAUCAGGCUGGACCAUCAUUAAGUUCCCAAAAGCCAAGAGUAUUUAAAUGUGAUACUUGUGAAAAAGCAUUUGCUAAGCCAAGUCAACUGGAAAGACACAGCCGCAUUCAUACAGGAGAACGGCCGUUUCAGUGUACGCUAUGUGAGAAAGCUUUUAACCAGAAGAGUGCACUGCAAGUUCAUAUGAAAAAACACACAGGAGAAAGACCAUACAAGUGUGAUUAUUGUGCAAUGGGUUUUACUCAGAAAAGCAAUAUGAAGCUUCAUAUGAAGCGAGCUCAUGGAUAUUCUGGCACGGUACAAGAAUCCAGCAACCAUCAAGGGCAGGAAGGCGAAGACAUUAAUCGUUCUCUGAACUUGGAAGAGGUUGUUCAAGAAUCUUCAAAUGAAUGGCAGAGUAUAACCAAUAUUUUUUGAUGACUACUAAGGUGAAAGCUUGAAAUGCUUUCAGGACUAGAUUUUUUUAAAAGAAGAAAUAGUCAUCUGUGGAUUUUUACUAUUAAAACAUAUUGGAAAUAAGAUAAUAUAGCUUUUUAAAUACUACAAAAAAACCUAAAGAACUAUUGUCUUUUGUAAGCUUGUAGAAUAUUGAAGAAACACCAGAUAAACUUUGCUAUAUUGUCUACAAUCAGUGAUCUCAGGUACAUGGAACUUGUUCAUUUUUUGAAUCCACCAUAUGUGUAUUUACUUAAAUAACAAACACACACACACACAGAUGUUGGUAUCAGUGAAGGGUGAUUAGAUGAUAGGCCAUAUGGAAGUCCUGCCAAUCAUGAGCGUGUCUUGACUGUUUAGAAUUAAUUGGAAGGGAACUUAUCUCAAAAUUAGAUGGAUGUAGUAGAGAAUGACAAUGUCUGAUACUAUUUUAGUCCAUUAAUUGGUGUUGCUGGUAUUUCAAAAAUUGAGAGUACAUAUUCAUUUUAUUUAAUGACUGUUACUUGUUACUAUUUCCCAAUGGUACAUAUUCAGUUUCAAAUUCAGCAAUAAUUAUUCAAAGAAAAGCCAGCUAAUGACAACAGCGGCUCCAUGAAUUGAACAGCAAAUGCAUGUAUUUUCUGUGUAGGUCUUACAGCUAAGAAACUUUAGCUAGAUCACCAUGAAAACAUAAGCCAUAUAUUAAAGAUGGUAGAACAUAGAAAACUGUACAUCUUCCUGACCAAACCAAGUGAACUGUGGGAGGUGUUCCAUCAGUUAACAAAAGUUGGUCUCCUUAACAGGUCCAAAUGAGUAAAAAUAUUAAUUUUUGUUGCCAUUUAUUCUGAGAGAUUUUUAAAAAGUUUAAAACUACCUAGUCUUUUCAGUAUUGCUCUGAAAAGUCCCAUUUACUGAGAAAAGGUAUCAUCAUAUCAAAAACAAAAAACCCUCACACUGGAUUAAAGCAUAUGUUCUGUUUUAGACAUUCCAAAGACAGAAGGAUCUUGCUUAAUUUUACUUUGAUUUUAAAAUUUCUUUAUAUGUUAUAUAUAUGUGUGUAUGUAUAUACAGAUAUUUAAGCCUCUAUGUGGCUGAUGAGUAUAUUUUGUAAAUAAUAAUCCAAGUUACAAGAAGUGUUCAUAAAGUUUUCAACUUUAGAUGAACUCUUCAAAAACAGUAUUGAUUCAUUUUAUUGUAAUGUAAACAUGUUAUACUUUUCUGAAAAAUAAUUGCUUUUUAUUUGCUCUCAGUUCCAGAAAGAAACUAUCUGUACAUAUAAUUUAUAUUUUGUGUAUUAUAGCACUUUCUAUUUCCUGAAGGGGAAGAAUCACUGCUUUUGAUAGGACAUCUCAUAAUUCUUUUGUUAACUCUGGACAUAUGUAUAUAAGUGAUAUAGCUGGUGGCUUGAAAAUAACACUUUUGUUAUGUGGAAAUAUUUAAGUCAGACAUAUGUUAAAUAAUAUUAAUUUUUUCCAAA
This is a messenger RNA of Elgaria multicarinata webbii, 7111 nucleotides long. RefSeq names its product zinc finger protein 236 (gene ZNF236). Lineage: Eukaryota; Metazoa; Chordata; Lepidosauria; Squamata; Anguidae. Gene Ontology annotation, biological process: regulation of transcription by RNA polymerase II. Gene Ontology annotation, molecular function: RNA polymerase II cis-regulatory region sequence-specific DNA binding; DNA-binding transcription factor activity, RNA polymerase II-specific. The transcript is spliced from 32 exons. Gene Ontology annotation, cellular component: nucleus. The record is from RefSeq and is a predicted model, not a curated record. The coding region runs from base 100 to 5637 and encodes 1845 amino acids.